Lachancea thermotolerans CBS 6340 is the source of this 1866-nucleotide messenger RNA. It is a transcript of the gene RAD30, whose product is annotated as DNA-directed DNA polymerase eta. The transcript has a single exon. Bases 1 to 1866 code for a protein of 621 amino acids. The record is from RefSeq and is a predicted model, not a curated record. Gene Ontology annotation, molecular function: damaged DNA binding; DNA-directed DNA polymerase activity. Gene Ontology annotation, cellular component: replication fork; site of double-strand break; nucleus. Lineage: Eukaryota; Fungi; Ascomycota; Saccharomycetes; Saccharomycetales; Saccharomycetaceae. Gene Ontology annotation, biological process: response to radiation; error-prone translesion synthesis.
AUGUCAAGGUUCAAAUGGAGAGAUUUACUUGAUAUAAACUCACCGAAAAAGGCUUUUUCGUCCCCUCUCGCUUGCGUUGCGCAUAUAGAUGUGAAUGCAUUUUUCGCUCAAGUUGAGCAGAUCCGGUGCCAAUACAGCAGGGAUGACCCAGUAGUAUGUGUACAGUGGAACUCGAUCAUAGCGGUCUCUUACGCUGCCAAGAAGUUUGGCAUUAGUCGUAUGGACACUGUUUUUGAUGCCUUCAAAAAAUGUGAGGGCCUUAUGCCAGUUCAUACUGCAGUUUUCAAGAAAGGUGAGGAUUUUUGGCAAUAUCAUGAUGACUGCGGCUCCUGGCAUACUGACGAAAGUAAGAAACUGUCCCCCGAGCUACAUAAGGUUUCAUUAGAUCCUUAUAGGAGGGAAAGUAGAAAGAUUCUGAAGAUAUUCAGUGAAUGGUGCGAUUUGGUAGAAAAAGCUAGUGUGGACGAGGUGUUCUUGGACCUGGGCCGCAAUGUUUUUUCUCUGCUCCUAAUUGAUGAAUCUCAGAAGGGCUUUGAGUCAAUACGAACUCAAUUUCGAGAAGGAAGCUACGACUUGGACGACUACCUUCCUGGUGUUCCGAAAGACGUAGAAAUUAACAUUGAGGCCGGCGACUACAACCCACAAAAAAGAACGCUUUAUGAUGACUGGGACGAUGUACUAUUCUGCCUCGGGUCCACAAUUACCAAAAAAAUUCGGGAUCAAAUUGAAGAAGUUCUAGGUUAUACUACAUCUUGUGGGAUUGCUCGAACCAAGACUGUCGCCAAGCUUGCCUCAAACUUUAAGAAGCCAAAUGCCCAAACUAUUGUAAGAAAUUGUAAUAUUGAAGACUUCCUCGACAAUGAAAGCUUGGAGCUCACUUCUUUUUGGAGUAUGGGAGGCAUUUUUGGUAAGGAAGUGACUCAACUUUUGGACUUACCCAGCGAGAGAUCACUCAAGUAUAUCCGUGAUUCUUGGCCUGUCUCAAGUUGGGAACUAGGUGCGCAUAUGAGAGAGAAGAUACGUAAACUCAACUCUGGCAAAGAGAAGCUUUACAGCCUAGACGAUGCUCAAGUGCAGCAGAUGGCUGAUAAAAUAUUUCAACUUGCUCGAGGUGACUUCAAAAUGCCUUUUAACCCCAGGCCAGUGAUAAAGUCAAUGAUGUCAAAUAAAAACUUGCCAGGAAACUCCUGCAAACAUUACGUGGAUUGUUUGGCGUGGCUCGAGGUUUUCAGCGGAGACCUUAUUGGAAGAAUCAAGGAACUGGAGCAGGAGUAUGAAAGGAUAAUUGUUCCGAAGACUAUAACCGUUAUGACGAAAACGCGUAAUUACGAAAGACAUACUCGAAGAACAACUUUAACAGUGGGCGGUCAAGUGAAAUCGAAGGACUUAAUGGAGUUUGGUACCAAAUUGAUUCGAGAACUUGAAUCCCUGUACGGAGGAUCGGACACCUACUACCCAUUAACAGGAAUUGCUAUGUCCCUAUCCAAUUUUGAAAUUCACGAAACGGGGAGGACCAUUGUUGACAUGUUUGGGCGCCAAACACAAGUAGUCCGAAAAAGUGGCGAGGACUUUACUAAGCCUGAGCCCCAAAGCCAUGUGUCUUUCACAAAGUCACUACGUUGCGAGCCGUGUAAUAUAGAUUUUGAUGACGAAUCAUUGUUCAAAGAACACACAGAUUUUCACUACGCUCUAAAACUUUCUGAAAGCUUAAAUGGUGCUCAAGAAGAUUCCAAGAAUCUUUCACUCGGCGAACGCAGGCUACUUUUUUCCGGGAAGAAGAGGCCUGCUUCAAGCAUAAAGCAAAAUGAAAACAAAAAGAACUCGCAAUCGAAGAGCGGUAACAUUUACAAGUAUUUUUCCAAGUAG